AUGGGUGGCAAAGGAUCCAAAAAAGCUCGAGCAUCUCUUGAACUAACACCAAAAGAGAUUGCCAUGCUUAAAGCCAAUACUAAAUUUAGCGAAAAGGAAAUUCGUGAAUGGCACGCUGGCUUUUUACGCGAUUGUCCAAAUGGUAAACUCGACAAGAAGAAAUUCGUUGACGUUUACAAACAAUUCUAUCCACAAGGCAAGGCUGAUUCGUUUUGCAAAUAUGCAUUUAAUACUUUCGAUGCUAACAACGAUGGUACAAUUGAUUUCGAUGAAUUUCUUUUGGCUAUCGCAGCAACAAGUCAAGGUGAUUUAGAUGAUCGUCUCGAAGUUGCCUUCGAAAUGUACGACGUUUCAGGCGAUGGACAAAUCGAUCAGAAGGAAUUAGCUAAUUUGAUUUCUGCUAUGUACGAUCUUGUUGGUGAAAGUGAUCGUAAAGGUGAUCGGGAUCCCAAGAAACGCGCUGUUGAAAUCAUCACUAAACUCGAUGUUGGUGGUGAUAAGAAACUAAAUAAGCAAGAGUUCAUUGCUGGAUGCAAAAAUGAUCCAGUUAUUCGUCGUAUGCUUGCACCAAAUGUUUAA
Molecule: messenger RNA, 579 nt
Organism: Adineta ricciae
Lineage: Eukaryota; Metazoa; Rotifera; Eurotatoria; Adinetida; Adinetidae
Source: the annotation of a GenBank genome assembly